ACGAAAGUAAUGGAAGUGGUGGAAGCAAAGAUUCUAAAAGUGGAAGUGGAAGCGGUAAUAGUGGGGGAAGUGGUGAAAGCAAAAGUUCCAUAAGUGGAAGUAAUUCGGUAAAAGAAGGAAGCGAGGUUGCAUCGUCAUCGAGCUACCGACGUCUCCAACGAUACAGAAGAUCAGUCGGUAAAAGUCAAAGUGACGGAAUCAGGUCUUCAAAAGAUUCUGCUAAAAGCAACGAAAGUAAGGCUAGUGGAGAGAAAAGCGGCAGUGGGGACAAUGAGUCUAAAAGUGAGAGUAAAGGCAGUGGAAGCAAAGACAGUGGAGAGAAAAGCGGAAGUAAGGAUAGUAAAUCUAAGAGCGGUAGUGAGAACAGCAGUAAAUCGGGAAGUGGCGAAAGUAACAAAAGCAGUGGAGUCAGAUCUAAAUCAGAAAGUGGAAGUAAAAGUAGCCAGGGAAGUAGAAAUGGAAGCGGAAGUAACUCAGGUCUUAUUGAUGAUGUAAUAACUGAAUUAAUUGAUGGACCAGAUUAUGCCCCAUCAAAUGAAGAUAGAGGAUCAGAGCAAAGCGACCCAACUGCUGAGCAAAAAUGUGAUAAGAACAAGAAAGUCAAAGUGUGCCCAAGAGGUUCAGUUCCUUUGAACGAUGGCAGUGGACGAUGUCUCCAGUACAUAUCCGAGAAGACAAAUUGGCACAGGGCUGGUUUGAACUGCAAUAGACUUGGCGGGAAGCUUGCAAUGGUAAAUGAUUCAAACGUGCUUGAGUUUGUCCGACUAAUGCCUGUACCAAAGACGUGUACCAAAAACGCAAUACUCCCAAAAGAAAAUUACGAGCCUGAACCUGAAGAAGAAAUUGAAGAGUUAAAAGAAAAGAGCAGUGAGAAAAGUGCGUCUAGUGGCGAAAAGAGCAAAAGUGGUGAAAACAGCAAAAGUAGCGAGCAAAACAAAAGUGGCGAAAAGAGUGAAAAAAAGAGCCAAAGUAGUGAAGAGAGUGUCGAAAGUGCCUCAAAUAAAGACAAAAGUGGUGAAAAGAGCAAAAGUAGCGAGCAAAGCAAAAGUGGUGAAACGAGUGUCAAAGUUUCCUCAAAUAAAGACAAAAGUGGGGAAAGUGGUGAAGAUGAAAUAGAAAAUUCUGCCAACAGCGGUAAAAGUAAUGAAAAAGAAGAUACGAAAAAAGAAAGGAGAAGGAAGAGAAGUGUAGGAGAGAGUUCCCAAGAUUUAAAUGAAAGCAGAAAAGAAAAAACGAGUAGCAAGAGUAACAGUGGCAGUGAAAAAUCUGGCAGUGGAAGUGAAGACGGCGGUGGUAAAAUUGGCAGUGCUAAAAGUGGCAGUGGUAGUAAAAG
Messenger RNA from Owenia fusiformis, 1333 nucleotides. The record is from the annotation of a GenBank genome assembly. NCBI's taxonomy places the organism in Eukaryota, Metazoa, Annelida, Polychaeta, Sabellida, Oweniidae.